AUGGAUCAGUCGCAAAGCAAGGGGAAACGGAAGCUUCCCAGUCUCACUUUGGCCAGAAAGGUGCAAAUAAUUGAGGAAGCUGAGGCGGACACAAGUACCCUCGAAUCAGUCGCCAGAGCCCAUGGAAUAUCUACGUCAUCAGUGAGCAGAUACGUAAAGAACAAGGAUGCAAUACGAGAAAAGCUGGAGAAAUAUAGAGAACAUGGAAUCGAGGACAGGAAAACAUUGAAAGAACAGUCGUAUCCACUUCUAGAGGAAGCAAUUUACGUAUGGUUGAUUCAGCAAAGAGAGGACAACAUAAUCGUAUCAUCAGAUAUCCUGAAGGCCAAAACAGAGGUAAUGUUUUCUUUGUUACAAUCUCAUGGUCUACAUGUUGGUAAGAGUUUUGAGCCCAGUGAUGAAUGGGUGCGACGUUUCAAGCAACGACAUGGUCUGCGAGUUGCACGGGUAGUGGGCGAGAAAGCGUCCGCUGACAUUGCAGCUUAUGAUAAAUUCAAAACAGUUUUGAUGGCGAAGAUCCUGGAAAUGGGUUUACAGAAAUGCCAAGUGUACAACGCUGAUGAAUCUGCGUUGUUUACGAAACUGAUGGCCUCUCGUAGCAUUAUUCUGUGGGAUGAGAAGGUUGCUAGUGGUCGGAAAUUGAACAAAACACGUUUUACUUUUAUGCCGUGCGCCAAUAUUGAUGGCUCCAUGAAAAUGAAACUUAUGUUCAUUGGAACAGCUGCCAAGCCGCGCGAUUUUCCCAGAAAUUUUGAAGACAGUUUGCCGGUUUCAUACCAUUUUUCGAAAAAGGCUUGGAUGACCCGUAACCUUUUUAAAGAAUGGUUCCACAACGAGUUCGUACCAGCUGUUCGCGAUUUUUCGAUGCAGCGCAAUAUAGAACCCACAGCAUUAUUAGUUCUGGAUAAUUGCACUGCGCAUCAUGAAGGGGGCAAUGUUCUCGUUAGCGAUGAUGGUAGAAUACAAGUUAUUUAUCUACCUCCUAAUGUUACCAGUGAGUGUCAGCCGAUGGAUCAAGCUGUCAUCAACGCUAUCAAGAUUCGCUAUAAACGCAGACUUAUGCUAUACUUGGUGAUGGAAAAUACGGAUUUACAACUAGAAGAGCGUCUCAAAUCUGUGUCACUGCAGAUGAGUAUUGCAUGGUUAGCCGAUUCAUGGAAUGAAAUCAGCUGUUUCACUAUCGAGAACUCGUGGAAAAAAAUAAUUGAUGAGUUUCCUGGGUACAAUUGGGAUUGCUGCCAAGAUGAAGUCGAAAAAGACGAAAGUUGGAAUGAUGUAUCUGCACUUGUCCGCUCGCUCGAUGUACUAACUGGAACGCAUACUUCAGAAGAAGAAGUACGCCACUGGAUGCAAGAUACCACACGAGACAGCUCCGGUAAUGCAGAAUGGGCAACGAGUGAAGUUUUCACCGAUGAAGAGAUCAUUGGUUCGGUGCUAAAACUCAAUGAUAAUUUUGAUCCGCUUGAAGAGGAGUGGCUUGAAGAAGAGAAUAUGUUUCCUGGUGAAGCAAAAUCAUGUUCAGCGGCUUCAGAUAUGCCAGAUUUCUCUACCACAUUGAACUCACUUGACGUGGUCCUUAAAUUUGUGGAAAACGAUCCUGUUGACACCUGUAAACUAAAAUCACUGCGAUCCAAACUGGUGGAGAAUGAAUGGAAUAAACGUAACAAGUAA
This is a messenger RNA of Armigeres subalbatus, 1671 nucleotides long. Its product is annotated as jerky protein homolog-like. Lineage: Eukaryota; Metazoa; Arthropoda; Insecta; Diptera; Culicidae. Gene Ontology annotation, cellular component: nucleus. Gene Ontology annotation, molecular function: DNA binding. The record is from RefSeq and is a predicted model, not a curated record. Bases 1 to 1671 code for a protein of 556 amino acids. The transcript has a single exon.